Messenger RNA from Chanos chanos (milkfish), 1882 nucleotides. It is a transcript of the gene hic2, whose product is annotated as hypermethylated in cancer 2. NCBI's taxonomy places the organism in Eukaryota, Metazoa, Chordata, Actinopteri, Gonorynchiformes, Chanidae. The record is from RefSeq and is a predicted model, not a curated record. The transcript has 2 exons. Gene Ontology annotation, molecular function: DNA-binding transcription factor activity, RNA polymerase II-specific; protein binding. Gene Ontology annotation, cellular component: nucleus. Gene Ontology annotation, biological process: regulation of transcription by RNA polymerase II. Bases 100 to 1809 code for a protein of 569 amino acids.
UGGCGCUCGGAAAGCUGUGAGAUGAGAAAACAGGAUGGCUAUUUGAAGAGCUUCUGUCGAUGUAUUAAGGUUGCGUAGGUGCGGAAAAAGAAGUUGGAAAUGGAAUUGCCAAAUCAUGCCAAACAAUUGCUGCUGCAGCUGAACCAACAAAGAGCCAAAGGUUAUCUGUGUGAUGUGAUUAUAGUGGUAGAAAAUGCCCUGUUCAGGGCUCACAAGAACAUCUUGGCUGCCAGCAGUAUCUACUUCAAGUCCCUCAUCCUCCACGACAACUUGAUCAACCUGGACACAGAUAUGGUCAACCCGUCCAUAUUUCGUCAGAUACUAGACUUCAUUUACACUGGCAAGCUUCUGUCCUCAGAUCAGGUCAGUGACCAUAAUUUCAAUGCCCUCCUAACGGCAGCAAGCUACCUCCAACUGCACGACCUGGCUGCUCUCUGCAGGAAGAAGCUUAAGCGCAACGGAAGAUCCCUCCUCAACAAACCUACGACGCCUACCAAUGGAAGAACCUCCCGUAACCAAAGGCUUUCCUCCACACCGGUAACUCCAAACCAAAUUUCAGGGUUAAAAGACAGUGAGAAAGUUAAGAGGCAUGAGGAGCUACUUAAAGACGAGCUGUCCGAGGACGAGAUUUUCAUCGGAAACGCCCACUGUGCAACGUCAGUUAACUCGCUCAGCCCUUCUACCAGUAAGAACGGCAGCAAUGGUACCACUAACAGUAGCGGUGGUGUCCCGGAGCUUGGCUUGGACCUCUCCAAGAAAAGCCCUUCAGGCAGCACUGCCACGGAGGAGGUAAGCCCCAGCAGCAUCCCUCAAGAAUCACCUCAAUCUGCCUCAGAAUCCACAGCCAACAGUGCCUCAUUUGACGAGAACACCGCUAACCCUCAGAGCCUAGUCGGCGGUGAACCCAUGGAGUUGGGCGAGGGAGGGGAUUGCGACGAGAGCCAGCCGCUUCCGGAUGUGGACCAGCAUAAAACCUCCCGGCAGAUGGCGCGGCACAGACGGCAACCCAAGAGCGAGGGUAACAAGGGCGACGACGCGGAGCGAGCCGGCAUGCCCAACGGGGUCGCAAAGAGAUUGAAUGUGGUCGGGGAGAGGAUCUCCGGCGGGGGAAACGUCAACUCGGACAUGUCCUUGCAGUGCAAAGAGGAAGAAGGAGAGGGCGUAGAGAACGGACAGGAACAAAGCGAAGAGAGCGGACAGAGCGAAAGCGAGGGCGGCCGGAGCAGCGCUAACUACGUGUACCGACAGGAAGGCUUCGAGCCCGCCCUCGGCGACAACCUUUACGUCUGCAUUCCUUGCGGCAAGGGCUUCCCUAGCUCGGAGGAGCUCAACGCCCACGUCGAGAGUCACACAGAGGAAGAGCUGUACAUCAAAGAGGAGGAGGAAGAAGAUACUUAUCCAAAGGAAGACGAGGUGGAGGCCGAGGACCUUUCUUCGCAGACGGUCCAGGUGCACAGCGUCGACUCCCGCCGCUUUAGCUGUUCAGUUUGCAACAAGAGUUACAAGGAUCCAGCCACUCUGCGACAGCACGAGAAGACCCACUGGCUAACCCGUCCCUUCCCAUGCAACAUCUGCGGAAAGAUGUUCACCCAGCGCGGCACCAUGACCCGCCACAUGCGCAGUCACCUGGGCCUGAAGCCCUUCGCCUGCGAGGAAUGCGGCAUGCGAUUCACGCGCCAGUAUCGGCUCACGGAGCACAUGCGGGUCCACUCGGGCGAAAAGCCGUAUGAAUGUCAGCUCUGUGGGGGGAAGUUCACCCAGCAGCGCAACCUCAUCAGCCACCUGCGGAUGCACAGCUCCCCAACAUAAGCCAAAGACCUCCAGCAGACCCCACCGCAAAAAUGAUUUCCAGACACGCACACCUUCACUAGGCGGCUAACAA